AUGGCAAUUCCUCCCAAGUGGUACCAGUUCUUGGUCGGUCUUUUCGCCUCUCUUGGAUCUCUCCUGUACGGUUAUGAUCUCGGUGUCAUUGCACAGGUCAUCGCCUCACAGUCAUUUAACACCAAGUUUGGUCGUCUCACCGAUACAAUAGAUGGGCCCCAAGUAUUAGUACCCGCCGCGGAGAAGGGAGCAGUAGUUUCUGUCUUCACCGGAGGUGCCUUCUUCGGUGCUGCAUUCGGAGGGCCCAUGGGUGACAGGCUUGGACGACGAUGGACAAUUUUGAUCGGCGCUGUCAUCUUCUGUCUUGGAGGUGCUCUCCAAACUGGCGCACAGUCUUUGGCAUAUCUAUACGCAGGAAGAUCGAUUGCCGGUCUUGGUGUUGGUAUAUUGGUCAUGAUCAUUCCCGUCUACCAAGGAGAAUUGGCUCAUCCUACUAUCCGUGGUCGUAUCACAUCGCUCCAGCAGUUCAUGUUGGGCAUUGGUGCUCUGGCGGCAGCCUGGAUCUCCUAUGGAACAUACGUUGGCUUCGCGCCUGACAAUGAUGGCCAGUGGCGCACAAGUCUUGGUAUCCAAGUCAUUCCAGCAGUUUUCCUCGGUGCUCUCAUUCUCAUGUUCCCCGAGUCGCCGCGUUGGUUGAUCGACCAUGGUCGCGUUGAAGAAGGUCUCCGCAACCUCGCCAAGCUCCACGCCAACGGCGAUGAAAGCGAUCCUUGGGUACAAGCCGAGUUGCAGCAAAUCCAGGACCAGCUCACCUUUGAGCACGAACACGAAGCGCAAUCGUACGUGGAGUUGCUGACAGACAAAUCGUGCUUCCGCCGCCUCUUCCUGGCUUGUGCUCUGCAGGCUUCUGUCCAGAUGACGGGUGUUUCCGCAAUCCAAUACUAUUCCGUUGAGAUCUACGGAAAGAUGGGCAUUAAGGGCGAUGACACCCUGAAAUACCAGGCCAUCUCGUCCAUAAUUGCUCUUAUUGCACAGUUUCUCUGCAUGUGCUUCAUCGACCGCUUCGGACGUCGCUGGCCUCUAAUCCUCGGUAACCUUGGUAACAUGGUCACAUUCAUCAUCUCGACCAUCAUGUUGGCUGUCUUUCCUCCGGGAGCUAGUAACAACAAGGCUGCUGCUUGGGGCUUCAUCGUUGUCACCUGGAUUUACAACUUCAGCUUCAGUGCGACUUGUGGACCUUUGUCCUGGAUCAUUCCAGCUGAGAUCUUCGACACAAAGACGCGUUCCAAGGGAGUGUCGAUCGCGACCACAACGUCGUUUGCCUUCAAUACUAUGAUAGGGCAAGUUACUCCUAUUGCUAUGGAGUCUGUGGGAUGGAAGUUUUAUAUCCUGUUUGUCGUCUGUAACCUGACGAAUGCGAUCUUCUUCUACUGCUUCCUCCCUGAGACCGCUAAGCGUCCGCUGGAGGAGAUGAACUACCUGUUCACGAACGCGCCGAUUUUCGUACCAGGAAUGAACAAGCGCGACUGGGCCCCCGGUCAAGAUCUCGAGCGUCGUGUGGAAGAAGUUGAAGCUAAACGCGGCUCCGUAUCCCAAGUGGAGAGAUUUUGA
This is a messenger RNA of Parastagonospora nodorum SN15, 1551 nucleotides long. RefSeq lists its product as hypothetical. The coding region runs from base 1 to 1551 and encodes 516 amino acids. Gene Ontology annotation, molecular function: carbohydrate:proton symporter activity. The transcript is spliced from 5 exons. Lineage: Eukaryota; Fungi; Ascomycota; Dothideomycetes; Pleosporales; Phaeosphaeriaceae. The record is from RefSeq and is a predicted model, not a curated record. Gene Ontology annotation, cellular component: membrane. Gene Ontology annotation, biological process: carbohydrate transport; transmembrane transport.